Molecule: messenger RNA, 393 nt
Organism: Enhydra lutris kenyoni (northern sea otter)
Lineage: Eukaryota; Metazoa; Chordata; Mammalia; Carnivora; Mustelidae
Product: dehydrogenase/reductase SDR family member 4-like
Exons: 2
Coding region: 28-393 (121 amino acids)
Biological process (GO): retinal metabolic process
Cellular component (GO): peroxisome
Molecular function (GO): carbonyl reductase (NADPH) activity
Source: RefSeq, a predicted model, not a curated record
CCCCUGGGUGUGCGGCGAGGCGGCGCCAUGCGGAGGGCGGGACUGUUGCUCGCUCUCAGCGGCCGGGCGUGGAGGUCUGUGCGGAUGGCCAGCUCCGGGAUGGCGCGCCGGGACCCGCUCGCCAAUAAGGUGGCUCUAGUCACGGCGUCCACCGACGGGAUCGGCUUCGCCAUCGCGCGGCGCCUGGCCCAGGAUGGGGCCCACGUGGUCGUCAGCAGCCGGAAGCAGCAGAACGUGGACCGGGCAGUGGCCACGCUGCAGGGGGAAGGGCUGAGCGUGACGGGCACCGUGUGCCACGUGGGGAAGGCCGAGGACCGGGAGCGGCUGGUGGUCACGGUGAGCAACAAGGGUAUGGGCACAGAGACAGGUGGUGGUGGAAGGGAGCCUGCCUGA